UGCAAUAACCUUUGGCGGAGGGCACGGAUUUCACUGACCGAAGACAUUUUUCUUCGCACUCAAAAACGACCCGUCGCCGGGCGGAACGAUCAACCACCAACUUCAAACACUUGUUGCAAACGAGUCCGCCGGGAGAGAAAUGUCGAUUUUCCUUUAAGAUUCGACCGGAAUUUUGGACUUUGCCUCAAGCUCUGGUGUCAAUACGAGCUCCGGCGGGGAGGUAGGAUCAUUUCUGCAGCUGCGACGAUGAGCAGAAAUCCCAGAUCCUCCGCCGUUAUCCCUCACCGGAAUAACCCUAAGUCUCUUCCGUUGGUUGUUACUCUUAACUGCAUCGAAGAUUGUUCGCUUGAACAGGAUUGUCUGGCUGGCGUUGCUGUUGUGGAGCAUGUGCCGCUUAGUCGUUUGGCGGACGGGAAAAUUGAGUCGGCUACGGCGGUGCUUCUUCACUCGCUUGCGUACCUUCCGCGGGCUGCUCAGCGUCGGCUUCAUCCUUACCAUCUUAUUCUCUGCCUUGGUUCUGCUGACCGCUCUGUCGAUUCUGCUUUGGCUUCGGAUCUCGGUCUUCGUUUGAUUCAUGUCGAUACUUCCCGGGCGGAGGAGAUUGCCGACUCUGUCAUGGCGCUUUUUCUUGGCUUGCUUCGUCGGACUCAUCUACUCUCGCGUCAUACACUCUCUGCUUCGGGAUGGCUCGGUUCUGUCCAGCCUCUUUGCCGUGGAAUGAGGCGCUGUCGAGGACUGGUUUUGGGAAUCGUUGGUAGAUCUUCUUCAGCUAGGGCUUUGGCUACGAGGAGCUUAGCUUUCAAGAUUAGCGUGCUUUAUUUUGACGUCAAUGAUGGAAAGGGAAAAGUGAGCAAGUCGACAGUAACGUUUCCAUCUGCUGCUCGAAGAAUGGAUACUCUUAAUGAUUUGCUUGCUGCAAGUGAUCUCGUUUCACUUCAUUGUGCCCUAACAAAUGACACGGUUCAGAUUAUCAGUGCUGAAUGUCUGCAGCAUAUAAAGCCUGGGGCGUUUCUUGUUAACACUGGUAGCAGCCAACUAUUAGAUGAUUGUGCUGUGAAGCAACUUUUGAUCGAUGGAACCUUGGCUGGCUGUGCCCUGGAUGGUGCUGAAGGGCCACAGUGGAUGGAAGCAUGGGUGAAGGAAAUGCCAAAUGUUUUGAUUCUUCCGCACAGUGCAGAUUAUAGUGAAGAGGUAUGGAUGGAGAUCAGGGAGAAAUGCGUCUCAAUAUUACAAACGUUCUUUGUUGAUGGGGUAGUUCCUGAGAAUGCCAUCUCUGAUGAGGAUGAAGAUGAAAGUGAAGUUACUGAAGUAAAAGAACAGUCUGAUGGUCGAGGCAAAGAAGUCAGCAUUCAGCUUGCUGCUGUUGAACGGUUGACUGAUGAUAACCACUUAACUCCAAUGAACUCCCAGAAGAAAGGGUUGAAUCUCUCAACUGGGUCAUCCAGUCAGCCCCAGAAUUCCACUUUGUCACAAACUACCGUCACCAGAUCUGAUGGAAGACGCAGUAGGUCUGGUAAGAAAGCCAAAAAAAGGCAUACACGUCAAAAAUCUCAACAGAAGUUAGACGAUAAUCUCAUGUUAGAAAAGGAAAGUACCUCUCAUCGAGAAGAUGAUACUGCUAUGAGUGGCACAGAUCAAGUUUUAAGUUCAAGUUCUCGAUUUCCUUCCCCUGAUGAAUCAAGAAACAGGAAAGUUCCUUUGGAGACUAUGCAAGAAUCUACCUCAGAUCCAUCAUAUAAAUCUAGCAAGAAAUUAGUUAGAAAGUCUAUUGAUCAGCUGAAAGAUGGCUAUAUUAUAGCCAUAUAUGCUAGAGAUCAUCCUGCACUCCAUGUAUCCCGGCAACGAGUUAAAGGUGGUGGUUGGUUUCUUGAUACCAUGACAGAUGUGACAAAAAGAGACCCUGCUGCCCAGUUUCUGGUUGUUUUCAGAAAUAAGGAUACAAUUGGUCUUCGAUCUCUAUCUGCUGGCGGGAAGUUAUUGCAGAUAAAUCGUAGAACAGAGUUCGUAUUUGCUAGCCACAGUUUUGAUGUUUGGGAGAGUUGGACACUAGAAGGCUCUCUGGAAGAAUGUAGGCUGGCCAAUUGUAGAAACCCCCUGGCACUUUUGGACGUGCGCAUUGAAGUCCUCGCAACCGUAGGUGACGAUGGAGUUACCCGUUGGCUAGAUUAGACGAAGUCUUCAAAUUUUCCACCCCAUUUGUCGACUAAUUCAAGGUUUGCUUAACUUUGAAAGGUUUAAAAGUUGUAGAGCAUUUUUUUCUUCCCUUGUUUUUGGUUAGCUUAUUAUUCCUCUUUCGGUUGAUUGCCUUCUUUACUAUAUAGGCUUUGAAGUUGUAGGCUAUUAUUUAUUCAACCUGUGGAUGAAUGAGUGUGCUUUGUAAUCUAUUUUAGGGCUUUGCCGAGAGUUUUUUUUAAGAUUGAACGCACUUUCUUUCUCCUCAGUGUAAAACGUAAACCAAUGUAUUGCUCAAUUAGUUCA
Cucurbita pepo subsp. pepo (vegetable marrow) is the source of this 2478-nucleotide messenger RNA. Its product is annotated as C-terminal binding protein AN. The record is from RefSeq and is a predicted model, not a curated record. NCBI's taxonomy places the organism in Eukaryota, Viridiplantae, Streptophyta, Magnoliopsida, Cucurbitales, Cucurbitaceae. Gene Ontology annotation, biological process: microtubule cytoskeleton organization. Gene Ontology annotation, molecular function: NAD binding.